AGCAAAUAUGGCUCCAACAGUAUUACCCAAUUAUAUGGUCGCUUGGGUACACACACUCACUGGCGCCAACUACAAUCUUUGAUUUACAUGUCUGUUUCGCAACGCUUUUUUCUGUUCGCAAAGAGUUUCAGACCACAGCUAUGUAGUCGGUCACUUAAGACAUCUAGCUCUGUUUUUGGUACUAAAAUGACUGUUAGGGAUGCCCUCAAUUCUGCUAUGCGUGAAGAACUGGAACGAGAUAAAGAUGUUAUUAUUCUAGGCGAGGAAGUUGCUGAAUAUGACGGUGCCUACAAAGUUACGAAAGGUCUUUGGAAGAUGUUUGGAGAUAGUCGUGUCAUGGAUACACCGAUAACAGAGAUGGGGUUUGCUGGAAUUGCUGUUGGAGCAGCUAUGGCUGGCCUAAAGCCUAUAUGUGAAUUCAUGACUUUUAAUUUCGCUAUGCAGGCUAUAGACCAAAUAAUCAAUUCUGCUGCAAAAUCAUCGUACAUGUCCGCUGGACUAGUGUCAGUCCCAAUUGUUUUCAGAGGGCCAAAUGGAUGCUCUGCUGGCGUCGCCGCCCAGCAUAGUCAGGAUUACGGUGCGUGGUACGCUAGUUGCCCUGGUCUUAAAGUUCUGGCUCCCUACAAUUGUGAAGAUUGUCGAGGUCUCCUGAAAUCGGCCAUACGUGAUCCGGAUCCAGUGGUUCAUUUGGAGAGCGAAUUAUUAUAUGGACAGUCAUUUGAUGUUUCAGACGAAGCAUUGUCUUCAGACUUCUUGCUUCCUAUAGGUCAAGCUAAAGUUGAAAGGGAAGGGAAAGAUGUCACUCUCGUUAGUUACAGUUUAGGUGUGGGUACUUGCCUUGCCGCUGCUGAAGAAUUAUCAAAACUAGGUAUCAGUGCCGAGGUAAUUAAUUUGCGUUCCUUGCGGCCAAUGGAUGAAGAAACAAUAUUUCAAUCCGUUAAAAAGACACAUCAUUUAGUAACCGUAGAAAAUGGUUGGCCUGUAUGUGGUAUUGGUGCUGAAAUAUGUGCUCGCGUCAUGGAAACGGAUACUUUCAACUAUUUAGAUGCUCCAGUUUUACGAGUGACUGGCGCAGAUAUUCCUAUGCCAUAUGCUCUUAAUCUGGAGCGUGCUUCUUAUCCUGAUACGCAUAAUAUUGUAACUACUGUAAAAAUGGUUAAGAAUAUUCAGUGAACAGUUAGCUUUUUAACUAAUUAACUGCCUUUCGUACCGGCAAUGCAAGCUACCUACUAGUUUAUUAUAUAAAAUGCUCUUUCACUAUUGAUGCAUCUCAGCAUACUUGUGAUUUGUAAAAUUUAUUGUGUUCCACUGUUACAACAACUACUAAUACUACUUAUUUAAAUGUCUAGCAAUUUUCCCUCGACUGUUGUUUUGCACAAAAUUAUAUCAGUUAGUCAAUAAAGUAUUUUUUAUUACUUCAUUUAAAAUUUUAAUUCAGAAAAAAAUCAAGGGCAUAUAAAAUGAGAACAAAUAAAAAUAUCUUCAG
Molecule: messenger RNA, 1486 nt
Organism: Schistosoma mattheei
Lineage: Eukaryota; Metazoa; Platyhelminthes; Trematoda; Strigeidida; Schistosomatidae
Source: the annotation of a GenBank genome assembly